CCGCCGAACCCUCUUGCCUCUCCUUCACCGACCACCGGCAUAUCACCCUGACUCUUUUUUCUUCCUCGCCUAUCAUACCAGUGCAAAUGAGUUUCACCUCUGGUCUUGCUCUUCGCCGUGCAAUUGUUGCCAGACCAUGGCUGCACAAGAUGAUGGCUCCUAUCGCUGAAAAAUACAACGACCUUGCUGGAUACCGUAAGCUUGGCCUCGUCCGGGAUGACUUGAUCGCCGAGGAAAACGAAAUAGUCCAAGAGGCGCUCAAGCGUCUCCCCCCUAAGGUUGCUUACGACCGCGUGUACCGUCUACGAAGGGCGAUCCAAUGCUCGCUCGCGCAUACCAUCUUGCCAAAAGAGGAACAUACCAAGCCCGAGGGGGAUAUAUCUUACCUGAUGCCCUAUAUUGAGGAGAUUGAGAGGGAGAGGAAGGAGAAGGAGGAAUUAGAUUCUUUGACUCGUAUUAGAUAGGUUCGGAUGAGGGGUUGGAAAAAUAGUGCUAUAUCAGGAUUACGGGCCGAUGGGUGGGCCGAUUGAUGGAUGUACACACACAUGGGAGCGGGGGUGAUUCAGCGGGCAAAUGUUUAUACCAAGCGAAAAAAAAAUGUGUUCCCCUUCCGA
Tuber melanosporum (Perigord truffle) is the source of this 614-nucleotide messenger RNA. RefSeq lists its product as uncharacterized. Gene Ontology annotation, biological process: mitochondrial electron transport, ubiquinol to cytochrome c. The record is from RefSeq and is a predicted model, not a curated record. The transcript is spliced from 3 exons. The coding region runs from base 87 to 464 and encodes 125 amino acids. NCBI's taxonomy places the organism in Eukaryota, Fungi, Ascomycota, Pezizomycetes, Pezizales, Tuberaceae.